Messenger RNA from Trichogramma pretiosum, 4641 nucleotides. Its product is annotated as UPF0518 protein AAEL005291. The transcript has 13 exons. The coding region runs from base 422 to 3556 and encodes 1044 amino acids. Lineage: Eukaryota; Metazoa; Arthropoda; Insecta; Hymenoptera; Trichogrammatidae. The record is from RefSeq and is a predicted model, not a curated record.
UCAAGUGCGGCCUCAAUUAGUACAACAGCAGCAGUGAGUCGUAUGUCGUCGUGCACAGUGGAGCCAGACGAUUUACCUGCACUGCGGUACGUCUGCAUUACAUCUUCGAUAUAGAUGCAUCGACCAGUUGGUAGUGGUAAACACAUCUCGUGCACAACACGCAAUAUCGAGUCGCGAUCCCGACGAGCUCCAAUACGAUGGCCGAUCAGCGAUGUUAGGAGUGCAGUGCGUAAUUCGUAAUUAUCUCGCGUCGACGACUAAUAAAUGUUAUUCAAAGAAUAUGUGACGGACCGUCGGACGAGAGAUCUUCGCAUGUCGAGUAAAAGUAACCGUAGCAGCAGCAGCAGCAGCAGCAGCAGCAGCAGCAGCAACGGAAGCAGCAGUAGCAGUAGCAGUAGUCCAGAACAAAUAGCUUCGAAACAUGAGCUGGCUGAGAGGUAGCCCGCUGGCGAGCAGCUUCACCAAGCAACGAUCCCGAGACUCGCCGCCUAAGGAUGCCGAUCCGGUCGCUUGCUACGACAGCUUUCGCGAGCACUGGCAGCAGAGCCACAACAUUAUCGCCCACUCGACCCCCCCAAAAAAUAGACCACCUAGUCAGGACGACGUGCUGGGAGUUGUCAAUCACGUGGAUCAGAUGAUCAAUUUGCUGCAGCUGGAGAUGCGCGACUUCUCCAAUGUGCAGCAGCGUUUGCAGAUCCAGCGAAUGCAGCAGAAGAAUAUGGUGGCCACGGCACAGCUGACGGCGCAUCAUACACCCUGCCUGGAGCACUUGCUCAGUGAAAAUCUGCUCGACAAGCUGUUCGAUUGGAGCAAACACACUGGAAGGUAUGGAGCAGCGGUGAGAGUUGAACAAUUGAAGCUCUACGAGUUGUUGAUAUCACAUGACAGUUCUUUGUUGACGCAUGAACCUGUAACAAGACCACUACUACAUUUAUUGGAUGGUUGUGCGAAUGACACAAUUUUACCUGAAGUGCAAAAAAAAUUAAUAACUCUGCUAAAUUAUAUAUGCGUAGCAUUAGUACAAAAUACAGAACUAUUAGGAUUAUUCUUUAGACCUACAGCUACUGGUAAAAAUAGAUUUAUUGUAUUUUCAUUGUUAAUGUCAUAUAUCCAUAAGGAAGGUAGUUUAGGACAACAAGCACGAGAUGCAAUGUUACAUUGCAUGUCACUAUCCAAAAAGAAUGAAGAAAUCGGUAAUUACAUUGCUGAAGAGUCACAUAUUUGUUCAGUAUUAGCAACGGGACUGAGUGGUUUAUAUUCUUUACUUCCAAGAACAUUAGACAUAGAAAAUGAAGAUUGGCAUAGAUUAACAGUUGAUGAUGUCAAUGAUAUACCAGCAUUGACACAGCUUAUGAACUCACUGGACUUCUGCAAUGCAGUAGCUCAAGUUGUUCAUCCUUCUGUGCAGAAACAACUAAUGGAGUUUCUUUAUAAAGGCUUCCUCAUACCUGUUAUUGGCCCUGCUCUCUUACAGGAGUCCGUUGGUUUGACCUUGGAUGAGCUUGACUCCAUGAUUUAUCGGACAUCAGUGGAAGAACUCAUAGCGGCUACGGCAUACUUCGAUCUAUUUUUACGAUCCGUCACCGAACCUGGACUACUUGGAUUGAUCUUGAAAUUUUUACUCGAAGAGUAUUACGACGAAAAUCGAAUAUUCGAUCAUCUCAUUCAAAGGAUAUCUUCGCAGGGAUCGAGGCUGAGUCUCGUGACAUUGGCUCUGUUUGAAACCCUCGUCGAUCUCAAUUGCGAGGACGUCAUGCUGGAGCUCUGUCUCGGGGCACUGGCGCCCUGCUCGCACGUGAUGCUGUCCCAGCGGCGCCGACUGCUGCGCGAUCUCGACCCGUUCGGCCGCUGCGCCGAGCGCUUUCUUGCCCUGACGCCGUCCUGCUGCUCCUCGUCCACAGUGCCCACGGCCAUUCUCGCCGCCACGGCCGGCGUUUCGCCGGUCGCCUCGCCGGAUCUACGCCGACAGAAUAUUGCCAGUGUCAGCGUUGCGCAGCAGCAGCAGCAGCAGCAGCAGCAACAACAACAACAACAGCAGCAAUCAGCCACGAAUACGAAUGCCUUGAAAAAUACGUCGCUUGCCUUUAGAAGUCUGUACAGUAAUUACUACGCUUAUCUGAGGGAUGCCCGACAAAAGAUAGCCGCCUGUCAAAUUGCCUGCUCGACUUGGUCGCGAAAAUACGAAGACGAAGAGGAAGACACGCUCGGCGUCGAGGUCAUCGAUCCAGAUGACACCGAUAACGAGAACGGCAAUUUCGAUGAGUGUUACGAGGAAGACAGUUUGGCUUUCGAUUUGAGUCCCGAUAAAGAGUCUGAGCGUAAAAACAGUACGGACGAAAAAGUCAAUCGAAUAAUAGCCAGCUUCUCCCCAAAACCAAUAAAAACUCAAAAAGUGCAAUCGGCCAGUCAAGCGAGACACGAUAGCGUCGAAGAUAUUGCCAAACGAUUGACUCGAGAGGAACGCGAAAAACUCGAAGCCGACAUAGCCGAGCUUCUUAGCGAAUCUUGCAGCAGUACGCCGAGCGCCAAGAGUCCGUCCGACGAGUCCACCGCGGCUCUGAAUUCACUCUCUCUCAGCGGCGGCGAGAGUAGCGGCUACGAGAGUUUCGCGUGCAACAACAACAACAACAGCAGCAGCAGCAACAACAACGGCAAAGGUUUGUCGCCCCUGAGCGACGAAUUGAGCAUCAGUCCCGCCUCGAGCCAGAACCGAGUAUCGACGCAGCAGAGACGCAAAAGACUGCAGCGGAGAGAUGCCAAAGACGCUCGAUUAGAGUCGAUCGACGCCAAGCCACCGAGCGUCGGCAUAUUUUUCGACGUCGUCCUGAAAAAACUGGAAAAUAUGAUGGAAAACAACGUUUACGUGAAUUUGCAUCUGACGGGUUUGAUAAGCAGACUUGCUAUUUAUCCUCAGCCACUUUUGCAGUCGUUUUUGCUGAAUCACUCGUUGGUAUUUCAACCGAGUAUCAAAUCUUUAUUUCAGAUUUUAGCAAGUUUAAAACAUCGUAUCGAUGCCUUUAUCGCGAAACAAUCAGAUGGCAAUGUAAGUUCGUUGGUCGAGCAAGCCAGAGUAUUUUUAAUCACACGUGAAAACAGACUCGUAAAUAUAAGAAAAAACGUGCUUGAGGCUGCCGCUCAAUGUCCUAGUCCGAAAAAAAAUCAACCAAUUAACGAGUCCGCGUAUUCGAAUGCCAAUUUAACAGGGAAAGCAUCCGAGCCUAGAAAAAGAAGCUUAACAUCAUCUCUUACACAAAUGUUUAGAAAAUCAAGUAAUACUGAAACUAACUCGUCAACGGAUUCAUACAAUAACAAUCACAAUGCUUCUUCUCUUACAGUAGAAAAUGAAAACAGAAAUGGCAAUGUUAAAUACAUAAAACACGUGAAUUCUUGGGAAGCUCCAAAUAAAAUAAGUCGUUUGCAAAACGUCAUACUAUGUGCAGUUAUUUUAGAUGAAUGGCUGAAAGAAUUGGCCGCCAUAACUCAAGAGCACACGAUCGUCAGUUGGUUUUGCGCUGCAUCAGUUACAGAUGGUUCCCAGAACGAAGAUUUAGAUUAGAUAAUUUAAAAAUAUUACGCAUUCGUCCAUGAAAAGUCAAUGAAAGAAAAUAGUAAUAUCAAGUUCAAAGAUACUUAGCAAUCGUAAAUUUAUCUACCUGUAUGUUAAUUGUCAAAAAUGUAUGUGAAUAGUGUAGAUUGUAGUGUACAGUUGUAAAAUUUGGUUUUAAUAAGAUUUUAUUUAGAGUUGUCUUGUUUUGUAGAUAAUGUUACGAUUUUGUUAAAAUAUGUGUACAUAUUUUAUUUUUUAGUAUUGCAAUGAACUCUGCAUGUAAUAUUUACUGCAACAGCGUAAGAGCAAAGACAUCUUUUCCAAUUAUUUCUAUUAUAAAGCAAUUUUAUAAGAGUUUAUUAAUGAAAAAAAGCAAGUGCCAAAAUUCAAGAGUAAAUUCAUAUUUUUGGCAUUCGUACAAACUCAACAAUAAAUACUUCCUGUAAAUAGAUAAAUAUUAUCUAUUGAACGCGAACGAAAUUUACGAACAAUGAAUUCAUUAUUCAUUAGAGAAAAAACUUAAAGUCCAAAGUGUUAGACUGUUUGUUAAUUAAAGUCAAAUGUUGGUAGGUCACGCUUACCCUUCGAGGUUCGAGAGUCAAAACUUUUAUUACGAACUGUGUAAAUGUAGAUUUGUACUGUGUAAACAUGUAGUUAGAUGAUUUUAUAUCUAGCACUUACUUGUAUUGUGUGGUUGCCUGUAAUUAUGAUUAAUUAUGGCACUGGUAUUGUACCUUGGCUCUACAUUUUCGAUGCUUGUCUCAUUUGAUAUUCAAUAUAUGUGAACUUAUAAUUUUACUUAUCAAAAUGGAAAAAAUAUUCGUUUUUUCAAAGAUGAAUCAAUAUAAGAAGAUUAUUGAUAUAAUUUAUAUUUUUGUAAAAAAGUUUACCAUUUGAAAAAAUGUACAUUAUUUUAACGUAUGUUACUUUAAGUCUGUUGCAAUCCAAUCGUCUUCGACUAUUUGUCAGGUAAACUUACCUCUACAGCAAAUAGAGUUUUAUUACUUUCGUCAUAAUAAAAAUCAAAAAUGAAUUAAAGAUCUGCAAUGAAUCCGUAAUACUUUGGUUUGAUUUUAAUUGUUUCAAGACCAAGA